Didymodactylos carnosus is the source of this 1596-nucleotide messenger RNA. The record is from the annotation of a GenBank genome assembly. Lineage: Eukaryota; Metazoa; Rotifera; Eurotatoria; Philodinida; Philodinidae.
AUGUAUCUAUCGUUAGGACCAAGGGUAUCAUUACGAUCAAAUGGUGCUCAACUCGGAUUUUCCGUUGGUGGUAGCAAAGAUAUAAACAAUUUUCGUGAAAAUAUUCGUAAUGGAUAUUUACCAAUUAUUACAGAUUUAUUGUAUGAAGGUUUGUUCUAUGAGUAUUUUUUUGAUACUGGUAGUAGUGUUAAUAGUCAAUAUGUAUGUGAAAAGUUAUUUUGCCCUACAUAUUCGAUGGCCACUGUGUACAACAAUUCAUUUCCAGAACCAAAGCAACAAUUGCAUGAAUAUUAUAUAACUGUUGGUUUCAAUUCCAAUCUGCGUGCAAGUACAUUUAAACGAAAUCCAUUAAAUUUAGUUGUUGUUCUCGAUACAAGUGAAUCAAUGUCAUCCUCAUUUGAUAGUUAUUAUUAUGAUCGUCCAACAGUCAAGAACAAUAACAAUGGUGACUCACGAUCAAAAAUUCAAAUUGCACUGGAUAUUUUAGUCAAACUUUUAAAUCAUUUAUCAGCAGAAGAUCGUUUAGCUAUUGUUACAUUUAAUACAAAGGCUAAAAUAAUUCAAACAUUCAAACAAUUGAAAGACAUCAAUCUUAAAGUAUUAAACAAACAGUUACUAAACAUUCGAGCACAAGGUUGGACAGAUAUAAGUGCUGGUAUUUCUACCGGUGCAUCAUUAUUUAGUUCACAAUUGCUAUCAGAUGAUUAUGACAAUCGUAUUGUAUUUUUGACCGAUGCUCAACCAAAUGAAGGUAACCUAAGAGAAGAAUCUUUUAUCACCAGUAUCGAACAAUUGGCAUGUCGACAUAUUUACAUGACAUUUAUUGGUGUUGGCAUUGAUUUCAAUACAAAAUUAAUAUCGUCGAUAACUAAACAACGUGGUGCUAAUUUUUUUUCUGUGGGCAAUUCAAAAUCUUUUACACAAUUGUUAGACGAGGAUUUUGAUUUGAUUAUAACACCAUUAAUAUUUAAUUUAACAUUGAAAUUUGAAUCAAAUCAAUUUGAAAUUGAUCAAGUUUAUGGUUCACCGGAAUAUAAACAAUCAACAAAUGAAUUAAUGAAAAUAAAUACAUUGUUUCCGUCGAGAAGGAAAAAUGAUGAUACAACACGUGGUGGUAUUGUUCUUAUCAAAUUGAAAAAGAAGAAUCAAUCGAAUUUAAACACAUUCGACAUACGUUUGACAGUAACAUAUGAAGAUCGUUUGAAUAAAAUAUAUGAAGAAAACCGAUCGAUCAAUAUUUUAAGGACUCAAAAACAAUGCUCAAAAAGUUCUUAUUCGAAUACAGGUAUAAGAAAAGGAAUUUUAUUAGUUAAUUAUGUUACAUUAUUGAAGCAAUGGAUGGUUAAUGAACGUCAACAUAAAUUCAAUGGUAAACCAAUAACAACAAUAUACAAUUAUAGUGACGAGCAUUUUUUAUUUCCACAUAUGUUAAGUGGAUGGGAACGACAAUCAUUACCAUUAGUUGUAUCGGACGUUUAUCAACAGUUAUUUAAAAGAUUUUUGGAUUAUUUUCAAACAGAAAUGGCUGAAUUGAACGAUCCAGACUUGAAACAAGAGGCUGAUUUAUUAAAGUUCUUAAUUGAAUUCGAUAAGUAA